Molecule: messenger RNA, 2448 nt
Organism: Mustela erminea (ermine)
Lineage: Eukaryota; Metazoa; Chordata; Mammalia; Carnivora; Mustelidae
Exons: 3
Coding region: 224-538 (104 amino acids)
Source: RefSeq, a predicted model, not a curated record
UUCUUUUCUAAGAGGCACCCUAGUUGUUUUAACAAGUUGCUACAAAACUUGGUCUUCCUGAGGUGAGGCUGUGGCGCACAGUGCCUGCACUGUACCAAAAUCCAGGGAGGGAGGGGUCAGAGUUAGUCAUUAAAAAGGGAAGAAAAAAAAAAAGCCCCAGGCACUUCAUGCCUGGAAAUGAUGUAACAGGCAGCCACUCCUCUGUUAGAACUACAACCAAACAAUGCUCAGGCAGUCCACGGCAGCUGCUCUCCAAAUGUCAGUGCCAGCCCCGUCCAAAGAGCUUGAAAGGCAGCAAGCUGGAGGGUUUCGUGCUGUACCUUUCUCGCCCACAUUUUCCCCAAGCCCUCCCAGGAACCUGGCAACAGCCAGCUUCAUCUCCCCCUACCACCUCCAUACUUCGCCCCCCGCCCCCGCCCGCCAAGGAGCUGAGAAAAAGGCACUGCCUCCUGGCAGCCCUGCUCUCGAGUGCCGCCUUGUGGCUAAGAUCAGAAUAUCACCGAGGUACCCUGAAACCCGCGGCUCAGCUCGAGGCUGAAUGCCAUCUGCACAAAAGAGCUCCUGUUGACAUCUCAUUUACAAUCUCCCCCAGGACACAGACAAGACCAUUUCAAUAAACCCGGCUCAGAAACACCUAUUGUUCGAAAUCUUCAACUAGCCACAGGCUACCACCACUCCCUAUUGUUUUGUAAAAGAAAAGAUUUAGAAGGAGAAAGAUUGCCACUGUGGAAGCUCUGAAAAGAGGAAGGAAAAAAGUCCUUUGACCCGAUGCUGUCAGAGAGCGUGCAUGAAGAAUAAAGUUAAUGGAUUUCCAUUUUUAUAAGAAGUGCCUAAGAAAUGCCUGUUAAGUUUCUGAACUGGGGAUGGGGAAUUCUAAAUUCAACGCCAACUUUGUGUGUAUAAGAAGUGAACUCCUGCCAACGGGUUUGCUAAAUGAAAUGCCAUAGGCUAUACUUACCCUAUUCUCAGCCCUACAAAAGCCUUGUUAGCACCAAUAGCAGGGCACCAGGUGAGUCUUUGAUCUGGGCUGUUGCCCUGGGAAUUAGAGCUGGACUGUCCUUUCCAAGUAGAAUUUCCAGGCUCAGAGCCCACUCCUCCCUGUUAAUGAUUUCUUUUUUUUCCUUCGCCCCGUUUUGCUCCCUCUUUUAGUAAAAGUUGAACACUCUCUGGAGUUAUGUAAUGUCCUUAGAUAGUUGUUCUUCACUAUACUUCAAAUUCAGGGAUAUAUUUGUGCUUACCCCCAAAAAGGGGCCCUCUUCAUCUGCUCCUUAUCUUGACCCUUGUAAUACGUCUUGCAGUUAACCUUACCUAUCUCUGCAAAUGAUCCCUUUAUCUACCCAGAGCUCAAGCCCACACUGGGCAUUAUCUCUAAUUCCUUUGAGUCCAAUCCCCUCUUAAAUCCUUCUGGAAUCCUUCUACCUCCUGCAAACCAGCUUUCUGCUUUCCUAGAUGCCAUUUACAAUACUCCCCUCCUGAGGAUCACAGCAACUUCCUAACUCACGGUUUCUCUAACCACCAGUUGUGACUUAUUCAGGGGUCAUGAAACCAAUUGAGGCGGGUCAUGCAGUUUCACCACCUAAAAAAAUGAAGUAGAUUAGAAAAUGUGAGAUUGCAUCAGACAAAAGAAAAAGUACUGUUUCGUGAGACUUGUUUCAGUUUGUGUUUGCAUCUGGAUCUCUGUACGUUCUGGGCAACAGGUAAAAACGGAUUUUGUUUGCCACGAUAUUCUGAGAAAUACUUUUCUGAUUGCUCUCACUGGGUCUGCCUGAUGCCUGCUUCAGGAGGCUGCUUCACUGCUGGAUACACUUGGAGCAAGGGUUGAAGACACUGAACAGAAGCUGUCACUCUCCAAACGACAGGUCUGCCCACAGGAGAGUCUCGGGCUUUGGAGAGUCUGAGUAACUGGGCUCCUGCUCACUUUUCAGAAGGGCCUUGGAACUCUGCAUCCUGACUGCUUCUACUCUUCAUUAUUAAAACCAUCAAGUUCACGGGAAAGUUAAAGGGACUUAGAAAAUAAAACAGCCUCCAUAAUGGAUUCCUGCCCAGGCAAGUCCAGACAUUUAAAGGAGUAGUCUUGCUGUUGUUUGCUAUCAUAUGGAGAGAUGUUAAGCUUUCCUUUUUAUAUUGGAAAUGAAAAAGUAAAGAAAUCUGCACAUGCCGACCAUCCCUGAUAGUGGUCAUUCCACGAAAGCCCAUGAGACAGACACAACCUUCCUGAAGUUGCCAGCAACCACAUCCUUAUCCCUUCCUUAGUGCUGGGGCCCUGCCACCACUCUGCAUCUUGCUGGGAAGAGAGGUGGCCCCAGUUCUUGCAACUCCUCCCCCAAAAUCCUGUGCCUGAACCGCACUAAAAGAAGUCCCUGUUUUUUCGUCGGGUGCCUUAAACUUACUUAUGUUAUGGAGUCCGGGUUUAGAGAACCUGCUCCAUUAAGUGGAAGGGCUACAGAA